Messenger RNA from Spea bombifrons (plains spadefoot toad), 9539 nucleotides. RefSeq names its product zinc finger homeobox 2 (gene ZFHX2). The coding region runs from base 233 to 8497 and encodes 2754 amino acids. The transcript is spliced from 11 exons. Gene Ontology annotation, cellular component: nucleus. Lineage: Eukaryota; Metazoa; Chordata; Amphibia; Anura; Pelobatidae. The record is from RefSeq and is a predicted model, not a curated record. Gene Ontology annotation, biological process: regulation of neuron differentiation; brain development; regulation of transcription by RNA polymerase II. Gene Ontology annotation, molecular function: zinc ion binding; RNA polymerase II cis-regulatory region sequence-specific DNA binding; DNA-binding transcription factor activity, RNA polymerase II-specific.
CAAGCAUUCCUUUUCCUGAGAGUUCUUUGAAUUAUUGCCCCUGAAAUGAAUCAGUUAAUGUCUUCAUCUUCCUUCUGUAAAGGGGGAGCAAGAAAGCCCGAGAGAGAGCGAGAAAGAGAGAGGGAGAGAGGGAGAGACCGCCUCCUCAGCAUCCCUCAGACACAGCUUUAUCCUCUCGCACCAGCUAAGCUGGCCGUGUCUGAGAUGACUUUUGCAUAUCCACCGCACAGCCAUGGAUGCUGGUGAAUGCUUCCUCACCUCUACCGGGCAGGAUGACAGGAGCCCCUGGCCCCUGGACCUCAAUCUAUCCCUUUGCCCGUCAGCCACCAAAGAUACCCCCCUCCUGCCUACGUCUCCCUGUCCUGAUUCAACCACCUCUUCCUCUGCUUCCACCACUGGAGGGGGCUACAGUGCUGCCAGCCCAACAUCCUCUGACCUGCAGCCACCCCUUGUUGCAACCUCUGACCCACUUCACCCCACUUAUCUGCCAAAGCUCAUUCCUCCUGCAGAGCCAAACUCUCAGGAGGAAAAUAAGGAUGAAGGGGAAGCACUUCUGGGUCAUGUCCUGUUCUCCAGCGAUGGAUCUGUCUACCUCCUGAAAGGGGAUGAGGAAGAUGAGGGAGCUCUUCCUACUUCAUCCUCACUGCGGGACUCCCCUAAUAGCACAGUGUUACCCCGUCCUCCACUCACCUCGUUCCGUCUCACCGCCACCUACCAAGGCUUUUGCUCUAACCAAAUAUCCCGACAUACCUCAGCCAAGGCAGCCGAUUUUACCCAAACGGCUCCUGGUACCUCGCCCAGAAUCCAAGAUCAACCCAAAGAAAAAGAGGCGGGGGAGAAAGUAGGGGAAGACGAUGAAAGACACAGACCAUGUGGGGAGUCCAAAAACACCCAGACAGUAGAUAGUAUGUGGAUUUGUAUCCCAUGCCAACUCACUUUUAAACAUGGAGGCAGCUUGGGGCAGCAUGCCUCAUGUAUUCAUGGCCUGGAUCACCCUUAUCAAGAUCAGCUGGCAGGAGGGGAAACUUCGGGCAUUGUAUAUAGCUCUAGCGGGCAACUUUUCAUUAGCCUAUUAGAACCAAAAAAUCCCUGCAAGGCAUUGGAAGUUGGCCAGGAGUCAGAGACUGUAGUUCAGUCUACCCCAUAUCUAGAAAUCAUUCAAGCAACACAAGAAAAGCCAGGAACAUCAAAUGAGUUUACUACUAAAAUGAAUCUCAAAGAUACGAAAAGUCAAGAUUCUUGUGAUAGGAAUCCAGAUGCUAAUCCCCAUCUCCCCCAGGGCCAGAUGCCCUUAUCACCCUUAGUGUAUCACCGCUGUGAACCCACUGGAACACACCACUCAACUGAAGCCAAAGAUUCAAUGCUCCACUUGGACGAAAAGAAUGAUGGAGCCAUGUGUUGCCCAACAGUAAAAGAGACACAGGGUGAAGGUUGUGAAGAAGAGCGUGAAGAUGAAGGAGAAAGCACUCUCCCAACUGCUCAGCCUUCUGACAUCGCUGAGCAGUUACUUGCAAACCAAAGCUUCUACGUUCCAAUGAUGACCAAUAGCUUUCCACAGAUGGGAACUUUACAUGGCACUGACAAAAGGGUUGACCAAACUGAAGCUGACCGUGGUGCACAAGCCCGUGAUGACUGUACACCAACCUCAGGCCCGCAACAAUUCCAAAGUCUCUCUCUACAGGGCCAGCUUUCGCUACUACACUCCCGCAACUCCUGCAAAACCCUCAAAUGCCCAAAGUGCAACUGGCAUUACAAGUAUCAACAGACACUGGAUGUCCACAUGAAGGAAAAGCACCCAGAGACCCAGAGUCACUGCUCCUAUUGCCACAGCGGCCAGCAACAUCCACGCUUAGCCAGGGGUGAGAGCUACAACUGUGGCUAUAAACCGUAUCGCUGUGAAGCCUGCAAUUAUUCCACCACAACCAAGGGCAACCUCACCAUACACAUGCAAUCUGACAAGCACUUGGCCAAUUUGCAGGGCUACCAAGGAUCAGGAGCCACCCCCAAUACAUCAACCCCUCCACUGGCUGCACCAGCAGUCAGCGUAGGACAGGUAGAGGGUGGUCAGAUUUCACCCCCUGAUCGGCAGCUGAAGCAGAAGGCAUCAUGGCACUGCAAGGUGUGCAAUUAUGAAACCAAUAUAUCCCGAAAUCUGCGUAUUCACAUGACCAGUGAGAAGCACAUGCAGAACGUUCUGCUGCUCCAUCAGGGGCUGGGAAUGGGGCAAGAUACCUUUCCAUUCUAUGGAGGUCCUCUUGCACCUGAACAGGGCCUAGAUCACCCACUACUAUUUAAUCCAAUGCCCUUCAACUCAUCCAGUGGCCAAGCUUGCAACCUUCUCGCUCCAGAUUCCUCCUCAGGUCCCCAGUUCAGCAAUCUGGGACCCUCCAGCACAAUGUCCACACCCGCACCCAUUCAGGACAUACCCACAUCUAUGUGUGAGGAGGAACUGUCCCCUGCAGUAUUCCGUUGCCUGGUGUGCCACUGCUUUACCACAGAUAGUUUGGAGGGGCUGCUAUCUCAUGCCAGCAGAGGUCGAACUCUUCCUGAAAGGGAAUGGAGGGAGGUGAGAGGCGACCUGCAUUGCUGCCGACUCUGCUCCUACAGCACCCAACUAAAAGCCAACUUCCAGCUACACCUUAAGACGGACAAACAUGCCCAGAAGUACCAGCUGGCUGCCCACAUGCGAGAAGGGGGUGCAGCGCUGGCCGCUGCACAAGCCUCGGCAGCAGAGCUACCAAUCAGUGGCUAUAGCCAAGCAUCAUCAUUCCCCCCGCUGCAUGUUCGAUGUAACCUGUGUGGGUUUGAGAGCAACAGCAGAGAGAAGAUGCAGCUACAUGUACAGGGAGGAAGCCACGAAGAAAGCCUACGGGUUUAUAAGUUUCUGCAGUCCAUUGAAAGUGGAGGUACAAGGGACAUAUGUUUUCGGUGUGCCCCAUGUGAUAGCAGUGUGGGUUCUCGCCUCGGAAUGAUGUCACACCUACGCUCAACAAGUCACCAUCAAAACCUUGCGCAAUGGAGGCUGACACAUGGGGAAGUCAUACUAGAGGGGAUCAUCAGCGUUUACAGGAACACCCCACAGGAGCAUGUUAAAAUUCAGAAAUCAACAGAACCGGCUUCAAAACCAGAACCAGAUGAGGAGAGCACAGACACGUCCAAAGUUUCUACACAGGAUGAGACACCGAAGACUACGUGUGAGAAUACUAGUGAAGGCACAACGGUUUUUUGCUGCCCUUUCUGUACCUAUGUCAGUCCAUCUGAGGAGAAUGUUCAUAGCCAUGCUGUGUCCCAACAUGCUUUGCAACCUACAUUCCGUUGCCCACUGUGCCAGGAAAAACUCACAGGAACUGCAAAUCUUAGGGGCCACUUGGGGCAUGGACACAACGUAGUAUCAGAAUGUGUAGAGAAGCUGCUGCAAGUGGCACAGAAAGUGGAGAUAAGUUUUCGUACUAGGAUUCUUCCCUUGAGAGUGAGAGAAGAACCGGAGCAGCCUGUUCCAGAGACCCAGUCAUCCUGUGAAGCCACUCAUAUUGGAACAGAAACGUCUCCUCCUGAGUCACCUUGUAAUGAAAAUCUUGUAGGAGCAUCGGAGCCCUCAGGUGACCCUGAGAAACCAGCUGAGGAUACUUCUUGCCCCUUAUGUCGAUAUACUUCUGAGAGUCCACAAGACCUAAGGACUCAUUUAGAAAAAGAUCACCCUGAGCUCAGCCCAUCCGAUAUCCAACAAGCAUGUGAAGUCCGGAGCCAGGAGACAGAGGGUGGGGAAGCAGGAGAUAAGAAAUGUUCCCUGGAAAUAACACCAGUUCACUCCCAACAAGCUACAUACCGAAAGACCACAAACUUUGCCAUGGAUAAGUUCUUGGACCCAUCAAGACCACACAAGUGUGUUGUAUGCAAGGAAUCCUUCACGCAAAAAAAUAUCCUCCUUGUACAUUAUAAUUCUGUAUCACACUUGCACAAAGUGCGUAAAGCCUCCUUAGAUCCAUCCUUGUCCACUCGUCAAGAGGCCGGAACAGGUUCCUCAGGACAUGGAGUGCAGACAGGACAAGACAAGCCGUAUAAGUGCACCGUGUGCAAUGUAUCAUACAACCAAAGCUCCACCCUUGAAAUUCACAUGCGUUCAGUGCUUCACCAAACUCGCUCCCGGGGUUCAAAACAGGAUCUGACCAGGGUCCCCAUAGAAAAAACUCAACGAGAAAGUGGUUGUAAGAAUGAGACUACUAAUGAUUUGAAAGGAGAAGCAACUGGAGAUCUGCAAGGUGUUGAAGCUCCCAAAAAAAGACAUCCUCAAAUAGGUCCUUGUUUGGGAGUCCCUAUUCUACCUGCUGCUGUAGCCUCUCCCACUAUGCAGCUGUCCAUAGAUUUGCCACAUCCACCCCCACUUGUCCAACCUCCACCUCUCUUUGCACCCUCGCUCCUUCCAUCAUUCCCAUUGAUCCCAGAGACUCUUUUAAAGCUUCAGCGUCAACAGCAGCAGCUUUUACUUCCAUUUUAUCUACAAGAGCUGAAAGUUGGUGGUGAUGGGGGAGCUACACCUCUUUUGUCUUUUGGUGGUGCACAGCAGCCACCACUAACUAAAGAUAAUGAAGGCCAACCCAGUGUGACUCCCAAACCGGCAAAUGAGAAGGAAGAAAAGAUACCAGAUGAGCAGGAUGCAGCCACAGCAGAGACUGAUCUUCCACAGAAUUCAGAGUCAAAUGAGGAUUCUCCACCCAAAGGACCUGGAGACCUAACAGGAUCUGCAGCUAGAGCUCUGCUAGAGAAUUUUGGCUUUGAGCUUGUCACACAGUACAAUGAGGGGAGACAACCAUCCUCCUGCCACUCUCAACCUCAGCCACAACCUCCUGCUCCACCAGCUGAUGUUCCCCCUACACCCACCUCUGCAGAAAAACUUCAGUGUGGUACCUGCGGAAAGCUUUUCUCCAAUCAUCUAAUUCUUAAAACACAUGAGGAGCACAUGCACCAACGCCUCCUUCCCUUUGAAGCCUUGAGCCGUUAUGCUGCUCACUAUCGUCGUAGCUAUGAUAACCACUACCCUACUGGAUUGACCAUUGAAACAGGAGAGUCAACCCUUGUUCCAUUAGACUUCUCUGCCACAUCAAAAUGUUCUCAAGAAAUUGAAGAACAAGAUGCUACAUGUGAGUGGGGGGUGACUGUAGAACAGCUUAGCUUCCUACGUAGCCUCCUUGAUUUACCAAAUCAUGCCUCAGAAGAGCAAAUUCUCUGGGCUGCUGAUAAGACUGGGCUGUCUUCUGCAGCUGUUCGGCAAUGGUAUACACAGCACGAGAAAGGAAUUCAAGAUGGACAGGAAGAUGAUUUGGAGGAGCCCUCAAGAACAGAUCGCUUGGGAAAUCGCCGUUUCUCACGCACUAAAUUUUCUGACUUUCAGACUCAAGCCCUUAACAGUUUUUUUGAAUCAAGUGCUUACCCACGUGAUAGCGAGGUGGAACAUCUUUCAACAUUGCUGGGACUACCAGGGCGAGUUGUCGUUGUGUGGUUUCAGAACGCUCGCCAGAAAGCACGAAAGCAAGCUGCAGAAACAGGCAACUCUCCUUCAUCUCCUUUGCACUCCAACCAACCAGGGGAGCGUCCUGCUUCCAAUAGUAAAGUGCCACCUUGUAGGAAAUGUGGAGUUACCCUGCCCUGCAUAUUUCAGCUCAUCCGACAUCUAAAGGGCUGCUAUAGUGACCAGAGCAAUGACAUUAACAAAGAAGAAGAAAGGGAAGAGGUAAACAAAACCACACAAGGAGAGGGUUCAUUGCCAGAUAAGACAACUACCCAAGAGCACCCCACUCCAAAUACCCAGGAGAAGAAAGAGGAAGAGCAAGCUGAGGCAAAAGAGAAGGGAGAAACUGAGACAGGAGAUUCAAAUGCAAAUGUUGAAGUCCCUACAGCCAAUGAAGAAAAAGUACAAAUUCUUGAGAAAAAUAAUCGGGCCGUAGACCACAAUGAAUCUUCUCUCCCGGCCAUUUCUUCAGAACAAAACCAAAACAAGUCUGCCUCAAAUAACAGUCAUCCUACUCCUCCCCUUGUUGAUCUAUCAUUGUUAAUUUCCUUGGGGUCUGGUGAUGGUAGCUGCCAGAGGAAAAGAAAACAUGAGGAAGAGAGCCUUUCCCCUACUGGUAGUGAAGGUGGUGAUGAACCCCCCAGAGACAAGCGCCUGAGGACAACUAUAUUGCCUGAACAACUGGACAUCUUGCAUCGCUGGUAUCUGCAGGAUUCCAAUCCCACACGGAGCACUCUUGAACGCAUCUCCCUUGAAGUAGGCCUGAAGAAGAGAGUCGUUCAAGUCUGGUUUCAGAACACUAGGGCUCGCGAACGCAAGGGCCAGUACAGAGGAGUGGCUUCUUCAACUGUGUCUGCAACACGGCAGCAGGAUGAUGCAGAUGGCACAAAAAGGGAGGUUCCUCCCAGUUACUACUACAGUGUUGGGGCAAGUCAAGUUACAGCCCCUGUACCAGCUAAAACUGGGCAAACCACCUCUCCAAUGCUUGCUAAAACUCAGACUUCCUCUGGCCUUAUAGCGAAUCCAGUCCCCAGUAAAUCUCUUAUUAAUACAACUCAAGGUAUUUCAGGCUUGCUGAAUGCCGCACAAGUCUUACCAAGCCUAGCCAGUUCAUCACAAGCUAUCCCAGGCCUUGGCAAUUCAAAUCAAGCUUUAUCCAGUCUUGUCAGUAACCCACAGGCCUUAUCUGGUAUAGUUAAUCCUGUCCAGGUACUUUCUGGCUUAGUAAACACAACUCAAGCGUCUCCAAGUUUGCUACUGGCCUCUUAUGCUGCCAAGCCUCCAGCACCACCUAUACUACUGUCCGCUGCUACUGAAGUCAUACCCAGUCCAUCCCCUGGUCAGCCUGUCUCUCUGUCAGUAGAAAAGGUUGUGGAACCUUUCAAAGCAUCAGCUUCUGUUGCUUUGUCUAAGACCUCAGCUUCAGAACCACAAUCUUGUCACCAGGCAACAGAACAUCAAAGUUUGGAAAACCAGGGAGUAAUCACACAGAAAACACCUGAAGACAAAGGAACCCCUAAACCCAUAGAGCCACAGAUGCACAGUCCACAGACUGGCGACAUAAGUGAUGACUCAAGCUCAGACCCAGGGCCUCCCAGCCCUGGUAAAAGUGGGUUCAGUUUGGAAGGACCAAUGGGAUCAUCAGGCGCCAGAAGAUAUCGGACCCAAAUGAGCAGUCUCCAGUUAAGGAUACUGAAGGCAUGUUACUCAGAAUAUCGCACACCAAGCAUGCAGGAGUGUGAGUGCCUUGGUGGGGAGAUUGGUCUCCAGAAGAGAGUUGUCCAGGUUUGGUUCCAGAAUGCAAGGGCCAAGGAAAAGAAGGCCAAACUGCAGGGUCUUGGGGGCACAGCUUCUACCAUUGAGGGACCACAACCUACAGAGUGCACCCACUGCAAUGUAAAAUAUGGACCCACCACACCAUGUCGAACCCACAUAUUCUCCAGACAACAUAUUGCAAGAUUGCGCAUGUCCAUUCAACAGCAACUGAAGGAAGAGAGUCGGUACAGAGACACCCACCCUGCUGGGGGAUCAGCUACUCCUGCUUCAGAAAACAAACAAACCUCACAGAUACUCGGUUUCCAGGCUCCAAAUACAGUAACACCCCCGAUCCAGAGACUCACCCCAUUACUGAUGCCAGGACAGGGCAUUCCUGCACCUAUUGGUGGACUGGCAACAUUCAAUACAGGCCCUCCUCCUAGCCUGCUCGGAAUGGCUUCUUCUGUAACUCCAGCCCUUCUUCCCCGUGCAGCUCCACAUGCCCCCUCUUCUUCCCACUCUUCUAAUGAUGCUUCUGUGGACUCUUCACAGCCUGCAGUGACCUCUGACGCCACUGGUCCCUCGCCUCUCAAAGCUGCCCCUCUCAUGGGAACCCCUUUCAUGCCUUUCCCGCUAGCCCCGACUGCCACUCCCUUGUUCACUCCUCAAAUACAGGGCCCAUAUUUCCAGCAACUAUAUGGUUUAAAGAAGCGCCUCUUCCCAAUUAACCCUGUCAUACCGCACACACUGCUAGGACUUCUCCCUGCACCUCUAAAACCAAUGGCUGAGGCAACACCAACCAGAAAAACGGAGUGCACAAAGACCAAAGCAACAAACGAGUGCAGUGUUGGGCAGGGGCAGAUACAAGUGGGAGAGGAGGACAGUGUGGAGAGAGAAGAUGGCCCAGAUGAUGAAGAUAUCCCAAUGGUAGAUGUAGCAAUGAGAUACCAGUGCCAGCGCUGCAAAGCUACUUAUGAUGAAGAAGGGGAAGCUGAAGCUCAUCAACGUGAGAGCUGUUAUACUGGUCCUGCACCCCACCCACCUCCACUCAGGCUGAGAGUCUGCACCUACCACUGUUUGUCUUGCCAAGUCCUGCUGCAGGGGCCAACGGCUCGCAGCCAACAUUUGAGGUCACAGCAGCACCGUGCUCAAAGCAUGUGUGGUGAUGGAGCAUCCACUCCAAUACCUCAACUCAGGCCAAAGAGUACUGCUACCUCCGUGCUCAUGGCUUUAUAGAGACACACUGUCUCACAUUAUAGAAAUGCUUUCAGCUGUCUCACAAUAUUUUACUUUACAAUUUUUUCUUUUGCUUGCUCUUCUGCCUUUCUGUGUUAUCUUCCUUUUUUGAUGUGUAUGAUUCUUUCUAUUUCUCUCUUUGUAUCUGUCUGUUACGAAUUAAGCAUUCCCUUGUUCUAGGAUGCUUCGUAAACCUUCUCUUGCUGGAGUGACAAUGCCCUCUUUCCUAGACUGUCUCUCUUUUGUGUUUGUCUUUCUUCUGUGUCUGUCCAGCAGGGAAGUUACACACAAAGAAAUCCAACAUAGGCCAAAAAAAGAAAACAAAACCUAAAACCUCUACAGAGAAAUACCGAGAACCCAAAGUUUUUCUGCAUUUCUUGAUACUGGUGCCAAAACGUGAAUGACCUCUCCCUGUUCAUGAAUCCUGCACCCUCACGAACCGUCUGAGGGGAGGGAAAGGACAGAAUGAUGAAUUGGGGAACAGAGGGAGGAAUAAACUGUAAAGAAUAACCAAAAGUUCCAAGACUUACGGAGCCAAACCCAGAGGCAGCACCCGCUCCCUCUUACACAUAUGUGUAUGUGUGUGUGGAUAGAUAUUUGAGGAAUUGUAUUUCAUGGGGGAUAUUGCACCCCUCCACUAAUGAUGACUUUAAAACAUGGGGUUGAUGAUUGUACCCUGAAGAAAACUCUCUCUGUGAUGCUUUAACUAUUUGUGGAGGGGACAAGGGAAGGGCUUUAUCUUUUUUUGGGGGUGGGGGGGAGGGUUGACAGGGAAAGGGCAAUUUUUUUUUCACACCCUUUCUCCCUGUAUAGCUCACCCAAUGCCUCAUUCAAUUGUUUAAAGAUUGGGGUAUUAUGGGGUGGUUGGAGGGGUUAAGCCAACUAACAAUAACACAGACUUUUGAAUCCAAAGUUUAAAAAGUGAAAAACUCAUUAAAAUGUUCACACCAAAAAAAAAACAAAAAGGAAGGAAAUGACUUGUACAAGAAGACAAUUAUUUGUAUUAUGUAAAAAAACAAAAAAGUAAACCGGAGAAAGCUGA